GCUGGACUUAGAGUUGGGAAUCUUCUCUGAGUCUGAAGCGUCCUGUCUGACAGGGUCUAUUGACAUUCAGGGACGUGGCCAUAGAAUUCUCUCAGGAGGAGUGGAAAUGCCUGGACCCUGCUCAGAGGACUCUGUACAGGGACGUGAUGGUGGAGAAUUAUAGGAACCUGGUCUCCCUGGAUAUCUCUUCCAAAUGCAAGAUGAAGGAGUUCUUGUCAACAGCGCAAAGCAAUAGAGAAGUGUUCCACACAGGGACAUUGCAAAGACAUGAAAGUCAUCAAAUUGGAGAUUAUUGCUUCCAGGAUGUUGAUAAAGAUAUUCAUGACUUAGAGUUUCAGUGGCAAGAAGAUGAAAGAAAUGGCCAUGAAGCACCCAUGACAAAAAUCAAAAAGUUGACAGGUAGUACAGACCGAUAUGAUCAAAGUCAUGCUGGAAACAAGCCUAUUAAAGAUCAGCUUGGAUUAAGCUUUCAUUCACAUUUGCCUGAACUACACAUAUUUCACACCGAAGAGAAAAUUGAUAAUCAACUUGAGAGGUCUGUCAAUGAUGCUUCCUCGGUUUCAACAACCCAAAGAAAUUGUUGUAGGCCCAAAACCCAUAUAUCUAAUAACUAUGGGAAUAAUUUCCAGAAUUCUUCAUUAUUUACACAGAAACAGGAAGUACAUAUGAGAGAAAAAUCUUUCCAAUGUAAUGACAGUGGCAAAGCCUUUAGUAAUAGAUCACUCUUAAGGAAACAUCAGAUAAUCCAUUUAGGAGAGAAACAAUAUAAAUGUGAUAUAUGUGGCAAGCUCUUUAAUCAGAAACAAUAUCUUGUAGACCAUCGUAGAUGUCACACUGGUGAGAAACGUUACAGUUGUAAUGAGUGUGGCAAGACCUUCAGUCAGACGUCAUCCCUUACAUACCAUCGUAGACUUCAUACUGGAGAGAAACCUUACAAUUGUGAAGAAUGUGACAAAGCUUUCCAUUUCAAAUCAAACCUUGAAAGACAUAGGAGAAUUCAUACUGAAGAGAAACCAUAUGAGUGUAAUGAGUGUGGGAAGACAUUUAGGCAGAAGUCAAUCCUUACAUGCCAUCGUAGACUUCAUACUAAAGAGAAACCAUACAAGUGUAAUGAGUGUGGCAAGACAUUUAGGCAGAAGUCAUCCCUUACAUGCCAUCGUAGACUUCAUACUGGAGAGAAACCUUAUAAGUGUAAUGAGUGUGGCAAGAACUUUAGGCACAAGUCAUCUCUUACAUGCCAUCGUAGACUUCAUACUGGAGAGAAACCUUACAAAUGUGAAGAAUGUGACAGAGCUUACAGUUUCAAAUCAAACCUUGAAAUACAUCAGAAACUUCAUACUGAAGACAAUCCUUACAAGUGUAAUGAGUGUGGCAAGACCUUUAGCCGAACGUCAUCCCUUACAUGCCAUCGUAGACGUCAUACUGGAGAGAAACCUUACAAAUGUGAAGAAUGUGACAAAGCAUUCCGUUUCAAAUCAAAUCUUGAAAGACAUAGGAGAAUUCAUACUGGAGAGAAACCAUACAAGUGUAAUGAGUGUGGCAAGACCUUUAGUCGGAAGUCAUACCUUACAUGCCAUCGUAGACUUCAUACUGGAGAGAAACCCUACAAGUGUAAUGAGUGUGGCAAGACAUUUAGUCACAAGUCAUCCCUCACAUGCCAUCGUAGACUUCAUUCUGCAGAGAAACCUUACAAGUGUAAUGAGUGCGGCAAGACCUUCAAUCAGCAGUUAACCCUUAGACACCAUCGUAGACUUCAUACUGGAGAGAAACCUUACAAAUGUGAAGAAUGUGACAAAGCUUACAGUUUCAAAUCAAACCUUGAAAUCCAACAGAAAAUUCAUACUGAAGAGAAUCCUUACAAGUGUAAUGAAUGUGGCAAGACCUUCAGCCGGACGUCAUCCCUUACAUGCCAUCGUAGACUUCAUACUGGAGAGAAACCUUACAAAUGUGAAGAAUGUGACAAAGCUUUCCGUGUGAAAUCAAACCUUGAAGGACAUAGGAGAAUUCAUACUGGAGAGAAACCAUACAAGUGUAAUGAGUGUGGCAAGACUUUUAGUCGGAAGUCAUAUUUUACAUGCCAUCAUAGACUUCAUACUGGAGAGAAACCUUACAAGUGUAAUGAAUGUGACAAGACCUUUAGUCAGAAGUCAUCCCUUAUAUGCCAUCGUAGACUUCAUACUGGAGAGAAACCUUACAAGUGUAAUGAGUGUGGCAAGACAUUUAGUCAGAAGUCAAACCUUACAUGCCAUCGUAGACUUCAUACUGGAGAGAAACCUUACAAAUGUAAUGAAUGUGGCAAGAACUUUAGUCAGAAGUCAUACCUUACAUGCCAUCGUAGACUUCAUACUGGAGAAAAACCUUACAAGUGUAAUGAAUGUGGUGAGGUUUUUAAUCAACAAGCACACCUUGCAGGUCAUCAUAGAAUUCACACUGGAGAGAAGACUUAG
This is a messenger RNA of Mandrillus leucophaeus (drill), 2447 nucleotides long. RefSeq names its product zinc finger protein 761 (gene ZNF761). The record is from RefSeq and is a predicted model, not a curated record. Bases 147 to 2447 code for a protein of 766 amino acids. NCBI's taxonomy places the organism in Eukaryota, Metazoa, Chordata, Mammalia, Primates, Cercopithecidae. The transcript is spliced from 4 exons.